Messenger RNA from Sungouiella intermedia, 366 nucleotides. Lineage: Eukaryota; Fungi; Ascomycota; Pichiomycetes; Serinales; Metschnikowiaceae. The record is from the annotation of a GenBank genome assembly.
AUGAGUAUCUCGUACGUUGUCGGCGGGCUACUCAUAUUGCACGCAGGAUACUCGUCAUAUGAACACCACCAGUUCCUAUCGUCGACAGAUAUUCCAACGGAUAUUAUUCUAGAACUCGUCAUUGGACUCGUAGUUCUCAACUUCGGAGUUCUAGCAUCCAUCAUCAACACUCCACGGCUUGGGAUUGCCCACUCACAGGUGGUCAAGCACGCAAACAGGUACUUACGUCCAAUAGAAAUGAGUGCGGCCAUGGAUUCCAUCAACGCAUUGGGAGUGAGUGAGUUUGAGGAGUUCGACACCAGAGUGGAGUUUUUGGAUAUUCGUCAAAAGCGUAAAGAGUACUUGGAGUGGGCAGGGAAAAAUUAA